Molecule: messenger RNA, 11653 nt
Organism: Coregonus sp. 'balchen'
Lineage: Eukaryota; Metazoa; Chordata; Actinopteri; Salmoniformes; Salmonidae
Source: the annotation of a GenBank genome assembly
AUGGGCAUCCUGAGGGUUCUAGUCAACACUAUGGGUAGGGUCAGCACCUUCAGGUUCUAUCAGUUUGUCCUGCUCCUCGCAGCAGCUCUGGCUGUUGUAGCCUUCUACUACUUUGGCUCGGAGAGGCAUGAUUUCUCAAGCACCACCAAGCGCAUCAAGCAGACCCAGGCCAGCCAAAACGCCAACCGGAACGACGCAGACCUUUCUCUGGACACCAGGCUGCUGCACACUGAGGGAGGAGAGGAGGAGAAGGAGGGAGAUGUGGAGGAGGGCGAAGGCAGGGCUAGGAGGGCGGUCAGUGGGGCAGACAGUGGACCCGAGGUCAGCCAGUACUACCAUGCCCUCAUGAUGUUCACCAAGGUUGACAAGAGCCGGAGCCUUCAGGAGAAGUUCCGGGUGGCCAUGUUAUCCAUGGCGAAAUACGGUCUCUUCCUGGACGAAGAGGUGCUGGUCCUUCAUUUUGUGAGCGACGAGGCCAGCCGAGAGCUGGGCGAGAGGAUGCUCCCGGAGCUGCUCCUCGACGCAACGUUUCAGCAUGAGGCAAGUCUGUUUGGAGCCCUGAUGCAUUUCUUACCAGGAUUACCACUUACCGGUCAGUGUAUAUGUGCUUGUGUUACAUGGCAUGUUAGUCCUAAAGUGUGAUGACCUGAGUUUAAUCCUUAAUAAGAGGCUUAAUCCCAAACCUGGCAAACACAGGCCCUGCUUGCAUGAGUACACUGGCUGGAGAGUGCAGCAAUGCACUGAGUGAACUGUUUUGUUCUUUAACACAGAGGGGCAGUGUUGCCCUUCCAAAACUUCUUACAGUUUAGAAAUCUUCUGGUUUUUUUCAACCAAUGGGAGGAUUAUGCUGUAUCUAAAAUAGUAAAUGCAUGGUCUUGAUGCAUGUUCAGAAUGUCUUCACUGACAGAACUAACUAAACCCUGUACCUGAAGAGUAUGUGACUGUCUGAUCUCAAACCUGCGUAGAGCAAAACAUGGCAGACUUUCUGCCAUAGAAGUUUGACCUCUGAUUCCUGACUAGCAAUUCCUCUGUCUUCCCCUCUCUAUUUGCAUGAUAUGAGUACAGUUUGUUACAGUAAGGGAAUCCCCUCCCCUCUUGUCUGCAUCACAGAGCAUGAGAUAACAAACUUGUUUACAAGUUGUUUAUCCCCCUCAAAUGAAAAUAAAUCCUCCCUCGCCAGCCAGGCACGUCCCCGGUAACAUAUUAUCAUCUGAUGGGGGAUGUUGAGGCACUGCAUUAGCUUAGUCUGAUCCUCUGCCUUGGAUUGAGUGGCAGUUUGCUCAGUUUAGCAGUUUGCUCAGCUUAGCAUCUUAGGCGGCUCAGAGCCAGAGGGACAGAUUACUCCCUCUUCAACUAAUGCUCCUCUCCCUCGCUCCCAACCGAACCCUGCUCCAGCCCCUUUGGCCAGGCACAACAGGGUAAUGCUAUAUAAUGAGGACUUGACAGGCCGUGACAUCCAGUUUAUGCCUCUGCGCUCCUGUCAGCCCCUGCCAUGGGAUGCAGCAGCACUCAGAUGAGUAAAGCUUUACUGAACAUCCAGGGCCCACUGAACACACACAAACACAUCCUGUACAGUCACUAAUGGGAUGGAGCUUCCUGGGGCUGGCCGUGAACUGCGAUGGCCUGUGAGCAUGUUGACAUGCUUUUCAGCAGAUCCUCACCUAAUUUCUUUAAUUAUUUAUCUCUCAGGAGCGCCAACACAGGACAGUGGUUAUGUAACCCUGCUGUUACUUUUUAGUGACAAAACACUGUCUGAGACCCCUGUGAAACCAGCGCAAACAGCCCAUACAACUCCACUGCCGGGGGCCGUGCUCGUUACAGCAUCUCUGACCCACACUCACACGUGCAUGUAUGAGUUACACACUAACAAGUGCGUGUAUAUGCUUGCGUGGGGCCUUGUUGACAGAGUAGCCCAUAUGCUCUGAAGGAAAACAUUGUUUCUGUUGUUAUUUCCCAGUCCCAUGGAUGCUGCCCACAUUGCUUAUGAUUUGUUAGGCAAUAGGUACAAGCAUGGGACAGGACAUGGGGCUUUCCACGAAAUCUGUGGUUGCUUGUACUGCAGGCUCAUGACGUAGAGGGGUGACAGUCUGUGACCCUAGUCCCCCUGUUCAGUGGACUGAAGUCUUUGGCGAGCCAGCCAGGAAAAGCUGAAAGGAAGCUUUUCUCAAUGUGGGCUUCCCUUCUCAAACCAGUGAACCAAAUACCUGCACAAAUUCAGUUCUUAUUAACUUGUUUGUAUCUAACACUUUGAUUCUUGUGUUUUUGUAUGUUUUAUUUUGACUGUACUGUAUCCAGUUAAUGUUAGCUAGGCUACAUAUUUAGGCCUAUACUGAAAUUGCUUUUUUUCAAUUGAAAACAUUCUUCUCAACAAAGCGGAUGUUUGACUCAGAUUUGGAGAGGAAACUGUUAUUCUCUACCCAACAAGGUGACUGGAAAUAUGUCACCCUUUUUUGUUUUUCUCACUUGUGAGUCAUUCACAAUGGAACAUUUGCUUUGCUUAGACUGAGUAUUUUAUUCUUCUUACUAAAUACUGUCUUUUUUGCUAGUGUAUAACCCAAUUCAACUGUAAAUUACUUUUGUAGCCAACUAUGUAGCCUAAUUAUGAAUGGAAAUGUGACUUAUCAAUAUAGUGUUGGCUUAGCAAACUGUUCUCACUCUCUGUUUUUGUUUAUGACACAUUGUAGCCUCACGCGAGUCAUGAUCAUGUAGUGAGUUACGCUAUAAUGCUAUAACUAGUAGACUUAAUGGGAUAAUUAUGUGGUCAUGCCAUGGUCUCAGGCCUUAGUGGUUUUUCAGAGAAUCAGCCUGCUACAGACUGACAGCCAGCUGCCUCUGCGCUAAUGUCCCAUAGGAUUUAAUACAGAGUGGCCUUUUAAUUUGAUAAAGCUCCCCUCUCCUCAAGUAAGUAAUUAUCCCAGUGCUUUGUGCGUAAAGGAGGCUUAACCUCUCCUCUGUUGGCUGUAAUGUAGUUAGUCAACUAUCCAACUCAGAACAUGCUCUUCUUAUUGGCUUUAGUAAGCAAUUGGAUUUAGUUGUGCUCAAUGGCUAUAGUAAGCAACUUGGUUCAGUCUGCAUUGUUCGGUUUAGAUUCAACGUUUUCUUGAUUUAAUCUAUACUGAACAAACAUUUACUGAGUUACAGUUCAUAUGAGGAAAUCAGUCAAUUGAAAUGAAUGAAUUAGACCCUAAUCUAUGGAUUUCACAUGACUGGGAAUACAGAUAUGCAUCUGUUGGUCACAGAUACCUUUAAAAAAAAAUGGGCCUCACAAUGGGCCUCAGGAUGUCGUCACAAUAUUUUUGUGUAUUCAAAUUGCCAUCAAUAAAAUGCAAUUGUGUUGUCUUUAGUUUAUGCCUGCCCAUGCCAUAACCCCACCGCCACAAUAGGGCACUCUGUUCACAACGUUGACAUCAGCAAACCGAUCACCCACACGACGCCAUACACAUGGUCUGCGGUUGUGAGGCCGGUUGGACGUACUGCCAAAUUCUCUAAAACAAUGUUGGAGGCGGCUUGCACGCUCCAUCAAAACUUGAGACAUCUGUUGCAUUGUGUUGUGUGACAAAAUUGCACAUUUUAGAAUGGACUUUUGUCCCCAGCACAAGGUGCACCUGUGUAAUGAUCAUGCCGUUUAAUCAACUUCUUCAUAUGCCACACCUGUCAGGUGGAUGGAUUAUCUUGGCAAAGGAUAAAUGCUCACUAACAGGGGUGUAAACAAAUUUGUGCACAACAUUUGAGAGAAAUAAGCUUUUUGUGCGUAUGGAGCAUUUCUGGGAUCUUUUUAUAUCAGCUUAUGAAACAUGGGACCAACACUUUACAUGUUGCGUUUUAUAUUUUUGUUCAGUGUAUAAUCACAAUGACAAUCGUAGACAGCCUAUUUUAUGUUAGGUGAGUCUAUUCUCUGCUGCUUCACUUUGCCUAACCUUUCCUUUAUGUUGUGUUCUAUAAAGUCGAAAUAGAAUGUAAGUUGUAUGUUGGUUCAGUAUAACUGAGGAAUCUCCUACACUUCUCCUGUAUUAGGCUAUUUAGUACAUGUGGGUUGUUGUGAGUGGUUCUGCCCCGUCUUGUUUACUAUCUGAAUUAUUCAUCCAUAGCUCUUAAAAAAGACUGUAAUCUAUUAAAUAUACAAGCAAAAUCUAUAAAUAAAAGUAAUAUAAAUGUUUAAUUUGCUGCUCUCAUUCCCGCAUUUUCUAAGCCGAGGUGCUCUCAGCUGCAAGUCAUUUGGGAAAGGCAAAAUCAGCACAACACUCAGUUUUCACCCAGUUAGGUUUAGAAGAUUUAAUUAAUUAAAGCUACAAUUCAUGUGAUGGUCUUUAAUUGCACUGUGGUUAGUGGGUAGUCUACAUAACAAUACUGUCAUGUACUGAAAAAUGGGCUAACGUAACAGUUAGCUGUUUCCAAAGCUAGGCCUACGUGCUGUUGUUCCACUAUACUAUCUCCAGGGCUGUUUUUAUUGCCGACGUAGGGGAGGCUUACCUUAAUCAGUUAUGGAACAUUAAAUGAUGUGUGCACGUCCCAAUCACACACCUCCUUUUAAAUAUGUCUAAUCCCAACCUUUACCACACACACACUUCAAUGCAGUAGCAUUUAACCGAGACAUAAUCUGGAACACAUUUGAACAUGUUUGUUUCUGCAGUAAUAAAUGACUGCAAAAUCCUCUUUCAUUAAUCUGGAGGGAGAUCGACAUGAUCUGACUGGGGAGUGGGGACCUCUGGUGCUUUUCUGCCAAAUCCCUGCCCUGCACUGUGGGAUUAGGGCCACCGGGGGCAGCAGGGUUUCAUGGGAGCUGGGAGAGUGACCUGCUGAGGAAGAGGGGAAGUGGGACAGGGGGCUCUUGCUUGAAAGUGUUGAACCCUUAUGCGCAUCCAGAUAAUAAUGUCAUUAAUGUCAUGGGCAUGUGUCUUGUGCAAUUGACAAUAUCAAGUGUGAAUGACUUGAAUGACAUUUUUCGAAUAUGACUGACUGCCCUCAUUUGUGUGUUUGUGGUGAAGGUGGUGUUCCAUGACGUGGGGGUCCUGACCCAGAAGCUCUUCCCCAUUGUGGAGGCCAUGCAGAAGCACUUCAGCGCCGGCUCCGGGGCCUACUACAGCGACGCCAUCUUCUUCCUGUCCGUGGCCAUGCACCACAUCAUGCCCACAGGUAAGGGUUGCUUUAGUUACAAAGACAAAUCUGAAUGUUUAACUUUUUCAUAGGUAUUUACAGUAUGUCCAACUCCACAGUUGAUACCAUCAGAAGAAGAUGUCUUGGCAGAUAACAUGUUUUUGACCAUGACUGUUUAAAACUAUGAAGUUCUGUUUCACACACUAUAUUAAUUGGUUGUUGGGUGUUUUUUGCUCCCACACUCUGUAUCAGAUGUUUACUGCAAUAUUUAUUUAUUUAUUUUUAUUUUUUGGGAUGACUGACAGAAAGUGCCCCAAAGUAUAUCCCAAGGUGACCAGCUCAAUCUGAAGUUAUGUGCUUGGUGGAUGACUAAUCUAGCCCGGGUGCCAGUCUGUUCCAGUCAGUCUCUUAUGGAAUGCUCAUGCAAAACAGGUUGUCCUGACAAUGGAGUAGGCAAAAGCACAAACAGAUCUGGGAACAGACUAUGACUAAUCUGCGUUAAUGUAUUCUAACGGAGUCCGAGUCCCAGAAGGCUGUGUGGAGUAGACAGCUAGCCUCUAAAUAACACCUUCCUGUCUGUCUGUCUGUCUCUGCACGGUUGCUUAUUUCCUCAACCGGUCUCUCUCUCUAACCCUCAGUGAGCCAUGACUAGUGAGUGGGCACUGAUAGGGCUCUCAAUGGGAGACUGAGGAGUGUUUUGCAAACACUCUUACUCUCUUUCUCUCUCACACAUGCAUACUCUUUCAUGCUCAAAUACACUCAUACAUUCUCUCAUUCACACACAUGCACUCUCUCUCCCUCUUACAUAAACAUAGCCUACACUGUUUUUUACACACUUAAAAUUCAGUCAAAUGUAUACACUCGUUUAUUCUGUGUCGCCUCACAGGGUGCUUGGGGAGAGGCAGGAGGGGGGAACUGAGGGUAUGUGUGUUGAGGGUAGGGGUGCACACAGCUGGAUAAAGGCGUCCGCAAACUGCACCAAACAUGUUAGUUACAGUGGGGAGAACAAGUAUUUGAUACACUGCCGAUUUUUGCAGGUUUUCCUACUUACAAAGCGUGUAGAGGUCUGUAAAUUUUAUCAUAGGUACACUUCAACUGUGAGAGACGGAAUCUAAAGCACACUUGUUCGGUUUGCCUAGCCGAAGCAUGCGGAAGCUUUAAGGUAGACUGGCAGGGGCCUGAAGGACACAUGGCAUGGAACGCUCUCCCAGGGAGGGAAGUGUUCUGUUCGAUUGUCGCAGGACGCUUCAGCGUCCCUCAGUGUGAAUGGAUGAUGGCAGUCCCCUCUGGUUGAGCGCUUUUAACGCCCUGCUGGAAGGACAGCAUGGGGCUCAGCCAGUAGCCGGGCUUUUGGGGCCAAAUUAGGGCUGGGCAAUAUGGCCAAAAUAUCAUAUCACUAUAUACAGUGGGGAGAACAAGUAUUUGAUACACUGCCGAUUUUGCAGGUUUUCCUACUUACAAAGCAUGUAGAGGUCUGUAAAUUUUAUCAUAGGUACACUUCAACUAUGAGAGACGGCGUCUAAAACAAAAAUCCAGAAAAUCACAUUGUAUGAUUUCUAAGUAAUUAAUUUGCAUUUUAUUGCAUGACAUAAGUAUUUGAUACAUCAGAAAAGCAGAACUUAAUAUUUGGUACAGAAACCUUUGUUUGCAAUUACAGAGAUCAUACGUUUCCUGUAGGUCUUGACCAGGUUUGCACACACUGCAGCAGGGAUUUUGGCCCACUCCUCCAUACAGACCUUCUCCAGAUCCUUCAGGUUUCGGGGCUGUCGCUGGGCAAUACGGACUUUCAGCUCCCUCCAAAGAUUUUCUAUUGGGUUCAGGUCUGGAGACUGGCUAGGCCACUCCAGGACCUUGAGAUGCUUCUUACGGAGCCACUCCUUAGUUGCCCUGGCUGUGUGUUUCGGGUCGUUGUCAUGCUGGAAGACCCGGCCACGACCCAUCUUCAAUGCUCUUACUGAGGGAAAGAGGUUGUUGGCCAAGAUCUCGCAAUACAUGGCCCCAUCCAUCCUCCCCUCAAUACGGUGCAGUCGUCCUGUCCCCUUUGCAGAAAAGCAUCCCCAAAGAAUGAUGUUUCCACCUCCAUGCUUCACGGUUGGGAUGGUGUUCUUGGGGUUGUACUCAUCCUUCUUCUUCCUCCAAACACGGCGAGUGGAGUUUAGACCAAAAAGCUCUAUUUUUGUCUCAUCAGACCACAUGACCUUCUCCCAUUCCUCCUCUGGAUCAUCCAGAUGGUCAUUGGCAAACUUCAGACGGGCCUGGACAUGCGCUGGCUUGAGCAGGGGAACCUUGCGUGCGCUGCAGGAUUUUAAUCCAUGACGGCGUAGUGUGUUACUAAUGGUUUUCUUUGAGACUGUGGUCCCAGCUCUCUUCAGGUCAUUGACCAGGUCCUGCCGUGUAGUUCUGGGCUGAUCCCUCACCUUCCUCAUGAUCAUUGAUGCCCCACGAGGUGAGAUCUUGCAUGGAGCCCCAGACCGAGGGUGAUUGACCGUCAUCUUGAACUUCUUCCAUUUUCUAAUAAUUGCGCCAACAGUUGUUGCCUUCUCACCAAGCUGCUUGCCUAUUGUCCUGUAGCCCAUCCCAGCCUUGUGCAGGUCUACAAUUUUAUCCCUGAUGUCCUUACACAGCUCUCUGGUCUUGGCCAUUAUGGAGAGGUUGGAGUCUGUUUGAUUGAGUGUGUGGACAGGUGUCUUUUAUACAGGUAACGAGUUCAAACAGGUAAUGAGUGGAGAACAGGAGGGCUUCUUAAAGAAAAACUAACAGGUCUGUGAGAGCCGGAAUUCUUACUGGUUGGUAGGUGAUCAAAUACUUAUGUCAUGCAAUAAAAUGCAAAUGAAUUACUUAAAAAUCAUACAAUGUGAUUUUCUGGAUUUUUGUUUUAGAUUCCGUCUCUCACAGUUGAAGUGUAUGAUAAACAUUACAGACCUCUACAUGCUUUGUAAGUAGGAAAACCUGCAAAAUCGGCAGUGUAUCAAAUACUUGUUCUCCCCACAGUAUAUAUAUAUAUAUAUUUUUUUUAUGGUAUGACCGUAUUUUAUGUUUUUGAAUAAUAAUAAAAGUUAUACAUUUGCUUUAUGAGUUGUGUAUGACCCUAGGGAGGGAACACAUCAAUUGUAAGUGAUUUCAAUGGGGCUUUCUCCAUUGUGAUUUGUUUUAUACCAUUCAAUCAAACUUCAACCAAAAGUUGAUCUCAUUUGAGAUAAUUUCGACACUGCCUUGUAGGGCUGCACGAUAUGGGCAAACAUCUAUUUGACUUGCGAUUUAGAUCGAAACACUUGGGUGAACUGUUGGAAUCGUGGAAAUAUAAUGAUUAAUGAUUAAAAUAUGGUAUACCGCCCUAGACCAAAUCAAUGCUCACUACACAACACCUUUCCCUUGACACACACACACGCACAGUGGCCCUACUAUGAAUCACUUUCAUAAAACAAGAGGGGGCUUUGGAACAAUAGUUUGUUGUGUUCCUUCCUUACAGCAAUAAGGAAGCAUUGGGAGUGGAAGAGUUCAAUAAAUGCUUUUCAAAUCAUGCUUUUCCAACAAGAUGUUACAGUGCAUUCAGAAAGUAUUCAGAGCCCUUGACUUUUUCCACAUUUUGUUAUGUUACAGCCUUAUUCUAAAAUGGAUAAAAAAUUUAAAAAAUCCUCAUCAAUCUACCUACAAUACCCCGUGAUGACAAAGCAAAAACAGGUUAUUUGAAAUUUUAGCAAAUGUACAUUAAAAAAACAAGCCUUAUUUACGUAAGUAUUCAGACCCUUUGCAGACCCUUUUGUUUCCAUUGAUCAUCCUUGAGCUGUUUCUACAACUUGAUUGGAGUCCACCUGUGGUAAAUUCAAUUGAUUGGACAUGAUUUGGAAAGGCACACACCUGUCUAUAUAAGGUCCCACAGUUGACAGUGCGUGUCAGAGAAGAAACCAAGCCAUGAGGUCGAAUGAAUUGUCCGUAGAGCUCAGAGACAGGAUUGGGUCGAGGGACAGAUCUGGGGAAGGGUACCAAAAAAUGUCUGCAGCAUUGAAGGUCCCCAAGAACAUAGUGGCCUCCAUCAUUCAUAAAUGGAAGAAGUUUGGAACCACCAAGACUCUUCCUAGAGCUGGCCGUCCGGCCAACCUGAGCAAUUCGGGGAAGAAGGGCCUUGGUCAGGGAGGUGACCAAGAACCCGAUGGUCGCUCUGACAGAGCUCCAGAGUUCCUCUGUGGAUAUGGGAGGACCUUCCAGAAGGACAACCAUCUCUGCACCACUCCACCAAUCAGGCCUUUAUGGUAGAGUGGCCAGACGGAAGCCACUCCUCUGUAAAAGGCACAUGACAGCCCGCUUGGAGUUUGCCAAAAGGCACCUAAAGGACUCUUAGACCAUGAGAAACAAGAUUCUCUGGUCUGAUGAAACCAAGAUUGAACUCUUUGGCCUGAAUGCCAAGCGUCACGUCUGGAGGAAACCUGGCACCAUCCCUACGGUGAAGCUUGGUGGUGGCAGCAUGAUGCUGUGGGAUGUUUUUCAGCGGCAGGGACUGGGAGGCUUUUCAGUAUCGAGGGAAAGAUGAACGGAGCAAAGUACAGAGAGAUCCUUGAUGAAAACCUGCUCCAGAGCGCUCAGGACCUCAGACUGGGGAGAAGGUUCACCUUCCAACAGUACAACGACCCUAAGCAGACAUCCAAGACAACACAGGAGUGGCUUCAGGACAAGUCUCUGAAUGUCCUUGAGUGGCCUAGCCAGAGCCCGAACUUGAACCCGAUCGAACAUCUCUGGAGAGACCUGAAAAUAGCUGUGCAGCGACGCUCCCCAUCCAACCUGACAGAGCUUGAGAGUAUCUGCAGAGAAGAAUGGGAGAAAUGCCCCAAAUACAGGUGUGCCAAGCUUGUAGUAUCAUACCCAAGAAGACUUUAGGCUAUAAUCGCUACCAAAGGUGUUUCAACAAAGUACUGAGUAAAGGGUCUGAGUACUUAUGUAAAUGUGAUAUUUCAGUUUUACAUUUUUAAUAAUGCUCUUAUCCAGAGCGACUUAGUUAGUGAGUGCAUACAUGUUUUUUUUAUUUUUUUCAUACUGGCCCCCCGUGGGAAUCGAACCCACAACCCUGGCGUUGCAAGCGCCAUGCUCUACCAACUGAGCUACACUGGGCCCAUUAUGGGGUAUUGUGUGUAGAUUGAGGAGGGGGAAAAAACAAUUUAAUCAAUUUUAGAAUAAGGCUGUAACGUAGCAAAAUGUGGAACAAGUCAAGGGGUCUGAAUACUUUCCGAAUGCACUGUAUAAGAUCACGGUCAGUCAGUUAUCCAUUUAAGUCAUAGCGAAACAAGGUUUCAGUGUAAAAAUUACAUAAGGUGCCCUUUAGAAAUGAAUGCACCUGAAGCACAAGCCAGAAUUCCAAGAAAUCCUGAAUUCCUAUUAGAAGAAGCAACAUCCAGGAGAAGAUCUUGAGAUUGACAGACUUCACGGACAUGUGGAUCAGCGCUUUUUUCCAAAACUUUUUUGUCAUGUCUCAAGAACCAGAAGUGUGCCAUUCACACUAGACUGGUUAACAAUGCCUGGGCCUGAAGUGAUGUGAAGAGGCCUGAAGAAAAAGUUAACCGCUCACAUGAAAACACACUCAAAGGAACCGUACAAAGUCAACAGGCUGAGAGGGGAAGGAGUAGGAAUGAAUGCGCUGUGUUCCACUGUCUGAAGUGACUGAGCUUUCAGUUCUGCAAGACCAAUUUACUGAAGAAUCCGAUACAUUUUCCAGAGGACUUUGAACAUGGUUCUUCAGUUCAACAUUGGUGUUUGCCAAGCUGCUUGCCCCUUCAACUAGCAAUUGAAGGCUAACCUGAGGUUGAAUAGAUGUUUUUCUGCCCGUCUAAAUUGCAGAGGUGUGUGUGUGCGUGCACACACACGUGUGGCUUCUUUGGAGAAAGCUGCUCAGAACACAGUAAACAAAGGUUGAUUCAGAGUCACCAAGUAGCUAUUCCUCCGUCGGAGGAACUGUUAUAUCUGCAGGGGGCUGCUGGAGUCUUCACUUGAAGAUGGGCAGUUUGUGUGAAUAUGAUUGUGUGUGUGGACCACUGGACCUUAUAUGAUAUGCACAGUUAAGUGCUAGCUAUAAUUGACACAGAUGUGAGGGGGAAGUGCAUUUGUAUUUUAUUUAUCGUUUUGAUGUUGAUCAUGUGUAUGGAAAUGUUCCAGCUGUUUCGGAAGUAUGUAGCUCUCUAUGGGGCCUAUACAUGAGUUUUGUUAGACUUCCUCCCUCUCUUACCCCAGCCAUACAAACUGUUCAUUACUCCAACCAUACAGAAUGCUUUGCACCCACCUGAGUAGCAGGGCAACCUGGUCAUUUAAGGACACAACAGUUUCAUCAUAAAAUGCUGUCAGUUGUCAAACGUUCAACUCCGAAGGGACUCACAAGUGCGUACAAUGAGGGACUGAACAAAAGCCUAAAAAUAAGUAUCAUACGCAGAACUCGCUCUUCAAAAUAGAAGAGGGGAAGUACACAAUGGAAAUGUUUCUCAGUAUCUUAAUUUAAUGAAUCCCCUGAGAGAUUCAUCCUUUUAUAGAUGAUGUGUUUGCCUGUAAACUCCCAGAGGGUCUCUACAACAUGUCCUGA